Molecule: messenger RNA, 6691 nt
Organism: Egretta garzetta (little egret)
Lineage: Eukaryota; Metazoa; Chordata; Aves; Pelecaniformes; Ardeidae
Gene: MED1
Product: mediator complex subunit 1
Exons: 17
Coding region: 79-4782 (1567 amino acids)
Biological process (GO): cellular response to thyroid hormone stimulus; regulation of transcription by RNA polymerase II
Cellular component (GO): mediator complex
Molecular function (GO): nuclear thyroid hormone receptor binding; transcription coregulator activity; nuclear retinoic acid receptor binding
Source: RefSeq, a predicted model, not a curated record
UGACUUCCAGAGGUCCCUUCCAACCCCAACCAUUCUGUGAUUCUGCCCUAGCUGAGAGAAACGGAGAAGCUGAAUAAGAUGAGUACCCUCUUAGAAAGGCUCCACGCAAAGUACAACCAAAACAGACCUUGGACAGAAACGAUGAAGUUAGUCCGUCAAGUCAUGGAAAAGCGAGUUGUGAUGAACUCUGGGGGGCACCAACAUCUGGUGAGCUGUUUGGAGACUUUGCAGAAGGCGUUAAAAGUAUCUUCUCUGCCGGCCAUGACAGAUCGCUUAGAGUCUAUCGCUAGGCAAAAUGGCCUUGGAUCUCACCUUAGUGCAAACGGCACUGAAUGUUACAUCACUUCAGACAUGUUCUAUGUGGAGGUCCAGUUAGAUCCAACAGGGCUGCUGUGUGAUGUCAAGGUGGCUCACCAUGGAGAAAACCCUGUGAGUUGUCCAGAACUGGUGCAACAUCUGAGAGAGAAAAAUUUUGAUGAAUUUUCUAAGCAUCUAAGGGGGCUUGUGAACCUGUAUAAGUUGCCAGGAGACAACAAACUUAAAACUAAAAUGUACUUGGCUCUGCAGUCCUUAGAGUUGGAUCUCUCAAAAAUGGCAGGGAUGUAUUGGCAAGCCACCAAUGCAAAUCCCCUCGACAAGAUUCUUCAUGGCAGUGUUGGCUAUCUCACCCCCCGGAGUGGAGGUCUCCUGAUGAAUCUCAAGUAUUAUGUCUCGCCCUAUGAUUUAUUUGAAGAUGGCACUGGAGCCCCUGUUAUUUUGCAUGAGAACAACGUUCCUCGGUCUUUGGGUAUGAACGUGUCGGUAACGGUUGAGGGAACCAUGGCUAUGUACAAACUUCCAAUUGCACCACUGAUUAUGGGCUCUCAUCCAGUUGACAGCAAAGGAACUCCCUCUUUCUCGUCGAUCACCAGUGCCAACAGUGUGGACUUACCAGCUUGUUUCUUCCUGAAAUUCCCACGUCCCAUUCCAGUGUCUAGAGCUUUCAUUCAGAAACUUCAGGCCUGCACAGGUAUUCCGUUGUUCGACACACCACCAACGUUUGUACCCUUGUAUGAGUUGAUCACACAGUUUGAAUUAUCCAAGGAGGCUGAUCCUCUACCUUUAAAUCACAAUAUGCGCUUCUACGCAGCUCUUCCAGGACAGCAGCACUGUUACUUUCUGAACAAAGAUGCUCCUCUCCCAGAUGGAAGAAGCCUUCAAGGAACUCUGAUUAGUAAAAUCGCCUUCCAGCACCCUGGGCGGGUUCCUCUCAUCCUCAAUUUGAUCAGACAUCAGGUGGCGUACAACACACUGAUUGGCAGCUGUGUCAAGCGAACAGUGUUAAAAGAAGAUUCUCCUGGGAUCCUGCAGUUUGAAGUUUGUCCUCUCUCUGACUCCUGCUUUAGUGUAUCCUUUCAGCAUCCCGUGAAUGACUCCUUGGUGUGUGUGGUAAUGGAUGUGCAGGACUCUACUCACGUGAACUGUAAGCUGUACAAAGGGUUGUCUGAUGCUCUUAUCUGUACAGAUGAUUUCAUUGCCAAAGUUGUUCAGAGAUGUAUGUCCAUUCCUGUCACCAUGAGAGCAAUUCGUAGAAAAGCAGAAACAAUUCAAGCAGACACACCAGCCUUGUCCCUCAUUGCAGAGACAGUCGAAGAUAUGGUGAAGAAAAACCUUCCCCCAGCCAGCAGCCCAGGGUAUGGCAUGACCACAGGCAGCAACCCAAUGAGUGGUACCACUACCCCAACAAACACUUUUCCUGGGGGGCCCAUCACUACUUUGUUUAACAUGAGCAUAAGCAUGAAAGAGAGGCAUGACUCGGUGGGCCAUGGGGAGGACUUCAGCAAAGUGUCUCAGAACCCUAUUCUCACUAGUUUGUUGCAGAUCACAGGGAAUGUGGGGUCUACCAUUGGCUCAAGUCCGACCCCUCCCCAUCACACACCACCACCAGUAUCCUCACCAGCCAGCAACACCAAGAACCACCCCAUGCUCAUGAACCUUCUUAAAGAGAAUGCCCCUCAGGAUUUCUCCACUCUAUAUGGGAGCAGUCCUCUUGAAAGGCAGAAUUCUUCCUCUGGCUCCCCCAGAAUGGAAAUGGGCCCUGGGGGGAAUAAGCAAAAGAAAAAAAAAUCCCGCAUGCCGGCCGACAAGCCCAAGCAUCAGACUGAGGAUGAUUUUCAGAGGGAGCUCUUUUCAAUGGAUGUUGACUCCCAGAAUCCCAUUUUUGAUGUCAACAUGACUGCGGAUACCCUGGACACCCCUCAUAUCACUCCAGCCCCCAGCCAGUGCAGCACUCCUCCUACUACAUACCCACAGCCGAUACCUCACUCGCAGCCCAGUAUUCAGAGAAUGGUUCGACUUUCUAGUUCGGACAGCAUUGGAGCCGAUGUUACUGAUAUCCUUUCGGAUAUAGCAGAGGAGGCUUCCAAGCUACCCGCCACUAAUGAGGACUGUCCACCCAUUGGUACUCCAGUCCGAGACUCUUCUAGUUCAGGACAUUCACAAAGUGCCCUCUUUGACCCAGACGUUUUUCAGACAAACAAUAGUGAGAACCCGUACACGGACCCGGCAGACCUGAUAGCAGACGCUGCUGUGAGCCCCAACAGCGAUUCUUCAAACCAUUUUUUUCCAGAUGGAGUAGAUUUCAAUCCUGACUUGCUGAACAGCCAGAGUCAAAGUGGCUUCGGGGAGGAGUACUUUGACGAGAGUAGUCAGAGUGGAGACACUGAUGACUUCAAGGGCUAUGCAUCCCAGGCUCUAACUACUUUGGGGGUGCAGGUCUUGGGGGCUGAUGGGGGGGAAAGCAAAUUUAAGGGGGGCAAUCAGUCCGAUACGGUAGAUUUUAGUAUUAUUGCAGCUGCAAGCAAAGCUCUGGGGUCCUCUGACAUCAUGGAGCAUCACAGUGGAGGUCAGAGCCCUUUACUGAAUACAGGGGAUUUGGGAAAAGAAAAGUCUCAGAAACGGGUAAAGGAAGGCAAUGGUUCUGGAAGUAACAUGGCAGGUCCCGGGGUAGACGGGAAGCCAGGGAAGCGCAGCCGGACGCCCUCCAGUGAUGGUAAAAGUAAAGAGAAGCUUCCGAAGCGGAAAAAGCAGGAGACAGAUGGGAAAUCUCCAUCUCACAGUUCAUCAAACAGGCCUUUCACGCCACCAGCAAGCACAGGUGGGUCCAAAUCUCCUGGGAGUUCAGGCAGAUCUCAGACUCCUCCCGGUGUAGCUACUCCUCCUAUUCCAAAAAUAACCAUUCAGAUCCCAAAAGGAACAGUGACUGUUGGCAAACCGUCUUCACAUGGCCAGUAUACGAGUAGUGGCUCUGUCACCUCCUCCAGCAGCAAAAGCCAUCAUAGCCAUUCUUCCUCCUCCUCCUCUUCUUCCUCCUCUUCAACCUCAGGCAAAAUGAAAAGCAGCAAAUCAGAAGGAUCUUCUGGCUCAAAGAUGAGCAGCAGCCUCUACUCGAGCCAGGGUGGCUCAAGUUCAGGUCAAUCCAAAAGCUCAGCUCAGUCGGUGGGAAAGCCCGGAUCCUCCCCCAUCACCAAACAUGGCCUCAGCAGCGGUUCUGGAAGCACCAAGAUGAAACCUCAAGGAAAGCCAUCGUCACUUAUGAACCCUUCCAUGAGUAAACCAAACAUCUCUCCAUCUCAUUCUAGACCCUCGGGAGGUUCCGACAAGCUUGCUUCUCCCAUGAAACCUGUCCCAGGUACUCCCCCAUCAUCUAAAGCAAAGUCGCCUAUCAGUUCAGGUUCCGGAGGCUCCCAUAUGUCUGGGACCGGAUCAAGCUCAAGUAUGAAAUCGUCUUCAGGAAUGGGAUCCUCUGGGUCUAUGUCGCAGAAACCGCCUCCUUCAUCGAAUUCUUCGACGGCAUCUUCAUCUUCCUUUUCAUCCAGUGGGUCUUCCAUGUCUUCAUCUCAAAACCAGCAUGGAAGUUCCAAAGGCAAGUCUCCAAGCAGAAACAAGAAGCCAUCUCUGACUGCAGUCAUAGACAAACUUAAACACGGGGUUGUCACUAGCGGGCCUGGUGGAGAUGACCCGAUGGAUGGACAAAUGGGGCCAAGUUCCAAUUCCUCAAGCCAUACUAUGUCCUCCAAACACAAUAUGUCUGGAGGCGAGUUCCAGGGCAAACGUGAGAAGAGUGACAAAGAGAAGUCUAAAGUCUCUGUUUCUGGAGGAUCUGUUGACUCUUCCAAGAAGACUUCAGAUUCCAAAAACGUUGGAAGCACUGGAGUGGCCAAAAUUAUCAUCAGUAAACACGAUGGUGGUUCCCCUAGCAUUAAAGCCAAAGUAACUUUGCAGAAGCCCGGGGAAGGAGGUGGGGAUAGCCUACGGCCUCAGAUGGCUUCUUCCAAAAGCUACGGGUCCCCUCUAAUCAGUGGAUCUACUCCAAAACACGAGCGCUGCUCUCCCAGCCACAGUAAGUCACCAGCAUACACUCCCCAAAACAUAGACAGUGAGAGUGAGUCGGGCUCUUCCAUAGCGGAGAAAUCCUAUCAGAACAGCCCCAGCUCUGACGAUGGCAUUAGGCCUUUACCUGAAUAUAGCUCGGAAAAACACAAGAAGCACAAAAAAGAGAAGAAAAAAGUGAAAGACAAAGACCGGGACAGAGAUCGGGAUCGAGAUAAAGACAGGGACAAGAAGAAAUCGCACAGCAUGAAGCCGGAGAGCUGGUCCAAGUCCCCGAUUUCAGCUGAGCAGUCUCUCUCCAUGACCAGCAGUGCUAUCCUUUCGGCCGAGCGGCCAUCCCGGGCUAGCCCUGAGUUUUUAAUCGGGGAAGAAGAUGAUGAUCUCAUGGAUGUUGCUUUAAUUGGCAAUUAAUUUUCUUAGCGUCUUUAAAAGAUGAGCUUGUACGCAGGACCUGCGGGUGCUAGAGAUGGAAAGGAAGGGAGGACUCAUUGCAAAGCUGCCACGCUGAUUUUUACAGGGUGUGUUCGGCGAGGAAAAAAAAACCUAAAAGGAAAAAAGUAUUUCCAAGGAUCUCCAAAGCCUGAAGAGAAAGUGUGAGUGCCAGCAGCUCGUUCGGCAAGCCGGGUUCCCGACUGUGGCCUUCAUCCUGCGGACACUUACACUUAAUUUAUAAGUAUUACCCCAUUCGAGUUAAUGGAUGUGAAGCCGAGUGUGUGCGGGGAAGCAUGGGAGCAGCCCCCAAACUAGUGCAAACAGAAACCUUGGCUAUUCUGGGAGAGCCUGAGUUCCUCCGCCCUUGUUCCCAUUCAGAAUGAAGUUGCUUUUGGUUUUAGGAAGUUUUAAACUAAUUAUUUUAGGGUAUGUUUUAGGGUUGGGUUUUAUUCUUUUUAAAAAGGGUGGUUGGAAGAGUUAAAAAAAACAAAAACAUUUUUUAAUUUAUUUUUGUGGCGUUUCUUCAUUCAGUGCCUGGUUCAGUGCGGUGCUGAGGAACUUCCUCUGACACGAGCUGCUCUGCAGAACCGGGCGCUCUGUUCCGAUGGAUAUCGGGAUUUUAUUCCAGGUCACGGUGAUGAAGGAUUGCUGUCUUACGUUUGACUUCCCUUUCGUUUUAGCUAUUUAUUUCUCUCCGCCCCUGAAUGCCUCGCGCUGCUCCUUUGCACGCGACCUCUUGUUUCAAUUGUACGAGGCCGAGCCCAAAGGGACUUGGGAAUUGGGGUAACGCCCGUGGAUUUGGGCAGCUCUGCCCACGCGUGGCCACUGUGGCUUCGGUGACGGUGGUGGAAUUCUGGCGUGCAUUGGAGCAAAUCCGAAUGGAGAAGGGACUCGACCGUCUCCAGCUGUAAGCCUGACGCACAGAGCUUCCCCCGAGGCCCCCGAUGCUGCCUUCGUAAAGCGACGGACUGUUAAGCCGCCCGCAUCCCGGUCCCGCGAACACUUUAGAGCCGGGCUUAAUUUAUCCACUACGAAUACUUCCAUUAACGGCGACAGCACAGCUGGCGUGCGUGCGCGCGCGGGUGGAAAACGGCCUCGUUUCUGCAAUCUGGUUCUGUGGCUGCAGCCCCUGGGGCUUUCCUUUUGCUUUUUGCUGCCUUUUUUUAAAAUUUUUCUUCCUUCUUUUAACUGGCAGCGCACUUCUCAAAUCGUCAUUCUGGGGCUGGGGAUUUAACGGGGGGCCGUUUGCUGGACUCGUUAACCGGAGUCACGUUUCACCAGGGGUAAAACACAGUAGAAGUGGGAAGGAAAUACCGCGCAGCUUUGUAAUGAACACAAAAACGCGUUCUAAAGGAACGAGCCGCACGCGUUUCCUUCCCCGCUCGCCCAAGACCAAAGUCCCAACAUCCUAAAUUUCUCCUGCGGAAGAUGGGCAUCACCCUCGCCUGCAGGAACAGAGGGAACAAAGCCUCCUCCCGGCCUCCCCGACACCAGUUUUAACGCUUUUCGCCCCAUUUUGGUGCCCUGUCCCCAUCCCUGUCGUGUGAUAUAAAUCGGGGGGGGGGGGGGAGAUUGGAGCUGGGCACCGGCCGCUCGACGUUUCUGUCGCCGUGAUGAUAGUUGAGUUACGUGACUACGCAAGGCGUUUUGACCUGUAAAAUGCUCGGUCUCUUGACAAAAUGUUUUUAUUUUUAAAAUAUUUUUGCUUCUGCUCGACAAUUCUUUUACAUCUUUCAGUAUUGGAAAGAUAAAAAGGUGUAAAGAAAAUAAAAGCCAAACCUUUUAAUCUCAGGUGGGGAAGUGCACAUGGAGAUUAAAAGAAAAUGGUUCUUUCCGAAAUGGUGGUGAUGUAAAUACCUGUCUGGAAAUUUGCUUUUUUUGGUAAAUA